ACUAAAGCAGCUGUUGAUUUUUUUUAAUUCGCACCAGUUAUUUUUCCAAUAUAAUGUUAAAUUUCGGGUUAAUAUUUUGUCUUAUCAGUUAGGAGAUGCAAUUUAUGUUUUUUUAAUAUUUAUUCCGUGAAUACAAAUUACAGGAUUUUAAAGUGUCAAGUAGAUUCUUCAAUGGUAACUGACAUUAAAAAAAGGUUAAAUCAAGUCAGUUGAAAAUAAUGAAAUAGAAAUAGUGAAAACGUUCAGGAAAUGGGAUAUUGACUGCCGAGAAAAUAAGGUAAGGUCUUAACUUGUACACCCUGCCACUGGAUGAAGCUAUGAAACGUCAAAAGUUGACCUUUUGUCCCAAUCAUUGUGGUUGACCUGCUAUUAUCCAUUUUCAGUAUUCUCUUAUUUAGUUUCGGGUUUCAAGCUCUACAAUGAUCGUCAUAUCAUCAUUAGUUAAUCGCUGCGCUAACAAUCCACUCUUGUUUCCUGCCACCUCCCGUUGUUCAUCGCCAAAUGACAAGCGGCUUUGAGAUAUUCGUGCAGAGCAGCCAGUGUGCCUGAAGCAAUCAUUGUCUGAUUGACGCGAGUACGUGGCUCUCCAUUGGGCUGCCGGGCUGUCCGUCGGUCCAGCGCCGAGACGAGACGAGCCGAGCCGAGCCGUCCCUCCGCUGGCCCGGGCUGAGCGCGGAUGUGCUGAGGGCGGAGGUGUCAAAGUGCUUCGCUCACCUGUGGACCGCGGGGGGGUUUCGUACUUGUUUUGGAAGGAAGGUGGCACGCGACUCUCGGUGCUUGUGAGAAAAAGGAGAGAGGGGGGCGAAAGAAAUGCCUGACAGCUGUUGAAUCUACCCUGCUCUCAUCUCCGCGAGGACAGCGAGGAAAGGCAAGGCAAGACAAGGUUGGGAAGAGGAGACAACGCGUGCCCAGUUGAGGACGGCGCUGUGCUUUGGGAGUGAGAGGUGCUGAAAUGGCUGAUGGAGCGGCACCCAAUUGUCAUCUACAACUGGAGUGGGUUUAUGGCUACCGUGGACACCAAUGCCGAAACAACCUCUACUAUACUGCUACCAAGGAAAUCGUUUAUUUCGUUGCAGGUGUUGGGGUGGUUUAUAACACGCGGGAACAUAAACAAAAAUUCUUUCUGGGUCACAACGAUGAUGUAAUCAGUUUAGCGCUCCAUCCAGAACGAACUUUAGUUGCAACAGGGCAGGUGGGGAAGGAGCCGCAUAUAUGUGUAUGGGAUACCUACAACGUGCAGACAAUAUCCAUUUUGAAAGAUGUUCACACACAUGGAAUAGCCUGCUUGGCUUUUGAUCACGAUGGCCAGCGUUUGGUAUCUAUUGGUCUGGAUUCUAAAAACACAAUUUGUGUCUGGGAUUGGAAGAAAGGAAGAGUUCUAGCAACUACACCAGGACACACCGACAGGAUAUUUGAUGUUUCUUGGGACUUGCACCAGCCAAACAAAAUGAUCAGCUGUGGUGUGAAACACAUCAAGUUUUGGAGCUUAUGUGGAAAUACCUUAACAGCGAAACGGGGUGUAUUUGGCAAAACUGGAGAGCUCCAGACCAUUUUGUGCCUGGCCUGUGCACGAGAUGAGAUCACUUAUUCCGGAGCGUUAAAUGGUGACAUUUAUGUGUGGAAAGGGAUUAAUCUGGUGCGAACUGUCCACAAUGCACAUGGAUCAGGAAUCUUCAGUAUGAAUGCCUGUGAAGAGGGAUUUGCCACAGGAGGACGCGAUGGUUGUGUCCGCCUUUGGGAUUUAAGUUUCCAACCCGUAACUUUAAUUGAUCUCAGAGAAACUGAUCAAGGGUACAGAGGUCUCUCAGUGAGGAGUGUAUGUUGGCAAGGUGAUCAUAUUUUGGUUGGCACACAAGACAGUGAAAUCUUUGAAAUCGUAGUUCAUGAACGGAACAAGCCUUUCUUAAUUAUGCAAGGUCAUUGUGAAGGAGAACUCUGGGCCUUGGCAGCACAUCCAACAAAGCCGUUGGCAAUUACUGGGAGUGAUGAUCGAUCUGUUAGAAUAUGGAGUCUUAUUGAUCAUGCUCUGAUUGCUCGAUGCAAUAUGCAAGAACCAAUUCGUUGUGUUGCUGUGAGUUCUGACGGCAUUCAUCUCGCUCUAGGUAUGAAGGACGGUUCUUUCACUGUACUGAGGAUCAGGGAUAUGACCGAAGUCGUUCACAUAAAAGAUAGGAAAGAAGCAAUUCAUGAAUUAAAGUAUUCUGCUGAUGGAGCCUAUUUGGCAGUGGGAUCAAAUGAUAACUCGAUUGAUAUCUAUGGAGUUCUGCAACGAUAUAAAAAAGUUGGCGAGUGUGUUGGAUCUUUGAACUUCAUCACGCACAUGGAUUGGUCAGCUGAUAGUAAAUACUUACAAACCAAUGACGGUUCGGGGAGAAGACUCUUUUACAACAUGCCUUAUGGUAAAGAAAUCACAAAUAAAGAAGAAAUGAAAGCCACUCAAUGGGCAACUUGGACAUGUGUCUUGGGUCCAGAGGUGAAUGGAAUAUGGCCCAAAUAUUUAGAUGUCAAUGAUAUUAAUUCAGUGGAUGCAAAUUUCAACGAUCAUGUUUUAGUUACUGCAGAUGACUAUGGAUUAGUAAAACUUUAUCGAUAUCCCAGUUUUAAAAAAGGAGCAAAGUUUAAGAAAUACAUGGGUCAUUCAGCACAUGUGACCAAUGUGCGGUGGUCUUAUGAUUACCAAUGGGUUAUAUCUAUUGGUGGAGCAGAUCAUUCCGUUUUCCAGUGGCAAUUUAUACCUGAAAAAAAAUCUAAAGAAUUCCUUCAAAUUGUCAUUCAAGAAAGUUUUGCAGACUCGAAUAGUGACCUCUCUGAUUCUGAUCAGUCUGAUGUACCAGAACUUGAUUCCGAGAUUGAGCAAGAAAUACAAAUCAGUUAUCAUCGGCAGAUUUAUAAGGAAGACCUACCUCAACUUAAGGAGAAAUGUAAAGAAAAGCGUCGAGCAGCGACUGCAAAGAAACGAGAAAAAGCUCCCGACAGCAGCUUGCGCUUGCAUUUUGUUCAUGGUUACAGGGGCUAUGAUUGCAGGAAUAAUCUAUUUUACACUCAAAAUGGAGAAAUUGUUUACCAUGUUGCAGCAGUAGGAAUAGUGUAUAAUCGUCAGCAGAAUAUGCAGCGAUUCUACCUUGGCCAUGACGAUGACAUUGUCUGUCUAGCUAUUCAUCCUUUAAGGGAUUAUAUAUCAACAGGCCAGGUGAGCCGUGAUUCUGCAAUUCAUAUCUGGGAUGUGGAGGUAUUGAAGCCACUGUCAAUAUUGAAAGGACAUCAUCAGUUUGGGGUUUGUGCUGUUGAUUUUUCAGCCGAUGGAAAACGUCUGGCAUCAGUUGGGCUGGAUGAAAAUCACACGAUAGUUCUCUGGGAUUGGAAAAAAGGAGAAAAGCUUUCUUCAGUAAGAGGAAGUGCAGAGAAGAUUUUUGUUGUCAAAUUGAAUCCCUAUAUACCAGACAAGUUGGUAACAGCUGGAAUAAAACACAUCAAGUUCUGGCAGCGAGCAGGAGGUGGACUAACAGGAAGAAAAGGCUGUUUUGGAAGCAUGCGGAACACUGAAACCAUAAUGUGUGUGGUAUAUGGUUGGACAGAUGAAAUGGUUUUCUCAGGCACUUCUGCCGGUGAUGUCUGUAUAUGGAAAGAUAUGUUCAUUAUUAAGCGAGUAAAAGCCCACGAUGGUCCAGUUUUCAGCAUGCAAGUGCUGGAGAAAGGGUUUGUCACUGGUGGAAAAGAUGGUGUUGUUGUACUCUGGGACGACACGUUUGACAGAUACCUGAAAACAUAUGUUAUCAAACGUUCUGCACUAGCCCCUGGCUCUAAAGGUCUGUUAAUAGAAGACAACCCUUCUAUUCGUGCCAUAUCCUUAGGCCAUGGCCAUGUACUUGUGGGUACAAAGAAUGGAGAAAUAUUAGAAAUCGAUAAAAGUGGCCCAAUAACCUUGCUGGUUCAGGGUCACAUGGAGGGUGAGGUAUGGGGCUUGGCUGUUCAUCCCCAUUUACCUAUCUGUGCUACCGUCAGUGAUGAUAAAACUCUGAGAAUUUGGGAUCUCUCCCCUAGCCACUGUAUGCUGGCUGUACGUAAACUAAGAAAGGGUGGCAGAUGUUGCUGUUUCUCUCCUGAUGGGAAAUCUCUCGCUGUUGGCCUGAACGAUGGAAGUUUUCAUAUUGUGAAUCCAGACACUCUUGAAGAUCUUGUUACAUUCCAUCACAGAAAAGAGCACAUUUCGGAUAUUAGGUUUUCCCCAGGUCCUGGGAAAUACUUAGCUGUAGCAUCUCAUGAUAACUUUGUAGAUAUCUACAAUAUAAUGAGCAAUAAACGAGUUGGAAUUUGCAGAGGAGCUUCCAGCUACAUAACACAUUUGGACUGGGAUAAAAGAGGUAAACUUUUACAGGUCAAUACUGGUGCUAAGGAACAAUUGUUUUAUGAAGCUCCCCGUGGGAAACCCCAGAUGAUAAAUAAGUCAAAGGUUGAGAAAAUGGACUGGUCGUCUUGGACUUGUGUCUUAGGUCCUUCAUGUGAAGGCAUCUGGCCUAUAAUUAGCGAUGUCACAGAUGUAACUGCAUCCUGUCUUAAUGCUAACAAGAAAGUACUUGCCACGGGUGAUGACUUUGGAUUUGUGAAGUUGUUCCGAUACCCAGUGAAGGCAAAGUAUGGGAAGUUCAAAAAAUACAUUGCUCACAGUUCACACGUAACUAAUGUACGUUGGGCACACAAUGAUAGGUUGCUCGUUACGGUCGGGGGAGCAGACACAUCUGUGAUUAUCUGGACAUAUGAGGUGGAUGGACACAAGCAGUUCAGACAUUAUGAAAGUGAGGAGUCUGAUUUUGACUCUGAUGAAGAUGGAGGUUACGAUAGCGAUGUUGCCCGGGAAAAUGAAAUCAAUUACACCAUUAGAGCCCUUGCAACAAGUCUCCGACCAAUGUCUGGAAUCAAGCCUCAUCUACAGCAGAAAGAGCCUUCACUCGAGGAAAGACCACCUGUUAGUAGGGCUCUGCCUCAGCCUGAGAAACUACAAACAAACAACAUGGGCAAGAGAAAGAAACCCAUUGAGGACCUCACGUUGGUGUUGACAUUUGGAUAUCGUGGUAACGACUGCCGAAACAAUGUGCAUUAUUUAAAUGAUGGUAUGGAUAUCAUUUAUCACACAGCGUCAGUUGGAAUUAUCCACAACAUUGCCACAGGGAUUCAGUCUUUUUAUCUUGAACAUACAGAUGAUAUUCUGUGCCUGACUGUUAAUCAACAUCCCAAAUUCCAAAAGAUAAUUGCAACAGGACAAGUAGGUGAUUCUGCUGACAAACCAGGGACUGCUCCGUUGAUUCAUGUUUGGGAUGUCACAACCAAGCAAACAUUCUCUGUGCUGCGCUGUUAUCAUUCAAAAGGUGUUUGCUGUGUCAGUUUUAGUGCAACAGGUAAACUCCUCCUCUCUGUUGGACUGGAUGCUCAAUAUACCAUCACUGUCUGGAGAUGGCAAGAAGGUACCAAAGUUACCAGUAAAAGUGGCCACACCAAGAGAAUUUUUGUGGCAGAAUUCAGGCCGGAUUCUGAUACCCAGUUUGUGUCAGUGGGGGUGAAACAUGUUCGGUUUUGGACCAUUGCUGGUAAAGCUUUGCUGAGCAAAAAAGGCAACUUAAAUUCAAUUGAAGAUGCCAGGAUGCAAACAAUGCUUGCUGUAGCUUUUGGAGCUAAUAACUUGACAUUUACAGGUACCAUCAGUGGAGACGUUUAUGUUUGGAGGGAACAUCUUCUCAUCCGAAUUGUAGCCAAAGCACAUAAUGGACCCGUGUUUACAAUGUACACUACGUUACGAGAUGGCCUGAUAGUUACAGGAGGCAAAGAAAGACCGUCCAAAGAAGGUGGAGCAGUGAAACUGUGGGACCAAGAAUUGAAGCGAUGCCGGGCUUUCAGACUGGAAACUGGGCAGACGAUGGACAUUGUGCGUUCAGUCUGCAGGUGCAAGGGAAAAAUUUUGGUUGGAACGAGAAAUGCAGAGAUCAUUGAGGUUGGUGAGAAGAAUGCUGCAUGCAACAUUUUAAUUAAUAAUCACAUGGAUGGACCAAUCAGGGGUCUUUCAACUCAUCCCGUCAAAGAUAUCUUUCUGUCUGCAGCUGAAGAUGGGACUGUUAGAUUAUGGGACAUUACUGAAAAGAAGAUGCUGAAUAAAGUAAACUUGGGUCAUCCUGCUCAAACAGUUGCCUACAGCCCCGAGGGAGAAAUGGUAGCCAUUGGCAUGAAAAAUGGCGAGUUCAUUAUCCUUGUGGUAACAUCAUUAACAAUCUGGGGCAAGAAACGAGACAGAAGAUCUUCCAUUCAAGAUAUCAAGUUCAGCCCAAACUCUCAAUAUUUGGCUGUGGGGACAUGUGAAAAUGCCAUAGACUUUUAUGACCUAAGAUUAGGACCAUCUCUAAAUCGAAUUAGUUAUUGCAAAGAUAUUGGCAGCUUUGUUAUCCAAAUUGACUUUUCAGCAGACAACAAUUAUAUCCAGGUUUCAACUGGAUCUUAUAAACGAUUGGUGUACGAGGUGCCUUUGGGAAAACAAGUUACGGAGCAAUCUCGGAUUGACAGAAUAACUUGGGCUACUUGGACCAGUAUUCUAGGUGAUGAAGUCAUUGGAAUUUGGUCUCGAAAUCUUGAUAAAGCUGAUGUGAAUUGUGCCUGUGUGUCUCACUCCGGACUCAACAUUGUAACAGGAGAUGACUUUGGCAUGGUGAAACUCUUUGACUUUCCCUGCACAGAGAAAUUUGCAAAACACAAAAAGUAUUUGGGUCACUCUACCCAGAUCACCAACAUAAAGUUCACAAGUGGAGACAGAUACGUUGUCAGUGCUGGAGGACAAGAUUGUAGUUUGUUUGUCUGGAAGUGUUUAUGAAAAUAGCAAUUAAUCAAAAGAAAGCAAAUGGCCGUGAAGCAGAACCUGAAUCGAGCAGUCGCGAAGCUCAGUUUAAUGAGAAAAAAUACAAAGAGCUCAAGAUUUAAAAAUAACAAGGCAGCUAACACUAUCUGCAAGCUAAAUUGGGAAGGCAUUUUGGUAAAUGCUUAAACUAUUUUUGUUUUAAGGCAUUUUACCAGAUUUUCUACUGCACAGCCAUAUGUAUAUUAAUUGAUGCAGUUGAAACAGUGUUCAAAUCACAUUCUUGAAUUUUAGGCAUAGCUUGUGUUCUAACUUUAAUGUUGACUUACAAAUUACUUUGACCAUUUUACAUCUAUGGUCCUGUUGUCAAGGACAGAAUUUCUAAACAAUCAUGUGGCAAUGCCAUGAAAAUGGUUAAUUGAGUUCUAUCAAUAUACUAAAAAGUAAAUAUUGUAAGUACACUGCUAAAUGUAACACAAACUUAAUAUCUUCAAUCUUGUGCUGUAGCUGAUUUGGUAAGCAGCCUUAGGACAUUUAUAGUAAACAGUUGCUUUUACUUUUUUUUAAAUGCUGGUGAGUGUUCUCAAUAAAACUAUGUAAUAACUGAUGGCCUUCAUCUUGAAUGUACCUAACCAUUUAAAUUGAAAAGCUGAAGCAAGCAUGCCAAAGCAUACAAUGCACUAUUGUACCAAUCACUGUGGCUACUUGAACAAUUACAUCUGGUUCAGUGUAAUAAGUUUAAUUUUAAACUUGUAUCUUUUGACUUUAAGUGUCAAAUUUGUGAUUCUGCAUAUUAUCAUUUUUUUCAU
Leucoraja erinaceus (little skate) is the source of this 7641-nucleotide messenger RNA. Its product is annotated as echinoderm microtubule-associated protein-like 5. The record is from RefSeq and is a predicted model, not a curated record. NCBI's taxonomy places the organism in Eukaryota, Metazoa, Chordata, Chondrichthyes, Rajiformes, Rajidae. Gene Ontology annotation, molecular function: microtubule binding.